Messenger RNA from Racocetra persica, 1433 nucleotides. The record is from the annotation of a GenBank genome assembly. NCBI's taxonomy places the organism in Eukaryota, Fungi, Glomeromycota, Glomeromycetes, Diversisporales, Gigasporaceae.
AACCUAAUAUGUCUGAAGAACAAAGGGAUGAUGCUGCAAAAAAGAUUGAGGAACUUAACAAAAAAAUUUCAGAUUUAUUGGAAGAGAAAACAAAAUUAUCAAGUACAGUAGAACGUUUGCAAGCUGAUUAUGGAAAAUUAAAAACUGACCAUUCGAAUGCAAAGGAAGAAGCUGCAAAACAAAUAAAUAGUCUUGAAGAAGAAGUUGGUCAACUUAGCGAACAAUUAUCACUUGCCCGUAAUCAGGGUGACGAAUUAAUUGCUGAAUAUGAAAGAGAAGGUAAGAAAUUGGAGCCUCGUCUUAAACAACUAGGUGAACAAAACAGAAAUUUGGAGAAGCAAACGAGACACUUGGAAGGUCAAAGGAAUGAAUUGCAAUCACGUAGAGAUUGUUUGACUUUAGAGAAGGAAAAACUUUUAUCACAACUUGAAGAUCUAACAAAGAGUAUAGAUCUUCUUGGCAAAAGUGUAAAUUCUACAAAAGAACGUUAUGAGGCUAAAAAUGCAGAGGUUUCAAAGCAAAAUUUAAUAAAAACUGCCAUAAACCCUACGGAUAAUGUAGAUAAACUGAAGUUAGAUAUUGAUCAAUUACAAUCUGAGAAUGACAUGCUCAAGCUUGAAAAUACAAAAUUAGUUGAAGACCUACAAAAGUCCAACGACAAAAAUCAACGAUUAGAAAUUCAAUUAAGUGAAAUGGUCGAUGUGGUACAGAAUGCUUCUGAUGAAUUAGACUCUAAAUCAGCUGAGAUAACACAACUUCGUAAUGGUUCGUUAAACCUAGAAACUGAGGAAGAAAAAAGAUUAAUGCUUUUGGAAAGUGAAGUAGAAGAACAAUUUCAAACUUUAAAAAAUACCUUAGCUGCAUUGAAUAUGACUGGAAACGCUAAUCAAAAUAAUACAAAUCAAAGUGAUCAACAAAAUCUUCAAUCACAACUUCAAGAAUUGUGUGGCCUUUUACAAACUGAAAUAAAUGUCAAUACGUCUCUUCGAGCUGCUCUUAAAGAAACAAAAGUUGCAUCAUUAAAUAAAGAGGAAAUGAUGAAGAAAAGAAUUGAAGAUUUAACCACUCAAUUAAACACCGUGUCAGAACACGUUCAAAUAUAUAAAAUUCGGGCAGAACAUGUUGAAGCAAAAUUACAACAAACAGAAAUAUCUCUUAAAAAAAAAAUUGAAAACGAAGAAAGCUUGCGAAAAGAAUGGAAUGUAAUGGUUGAAGAGCAUGCUAAAGACUUGGAUGCUCUGAAACAUAGGUGGGAUGAAGAGCGAACGAUACUGAAAGCAUCUAGCACAAAAACUAAAGCGUAUCAAUUAGCAGAGUUGGAACUGAAUCACAAAGAGCUAGGAGAUUCAUGGAAACAAGAAAAGGAAACGUUAAAUAAAAAAUUACGCUUGCAAAAAGAUUCAUAUGAAAGAGAAAUAAGAUCUUUACAAAAG